CCCCCCCACACACCACCGCCCCCAGCCGCCCUCGGCUGACACACGGCAGCUCUCGGGACAGGAAACCAAACAGUCCUCUCCGCCUGGUGCUUUUCUCUUCGUCUCACGGUCGACUAUCACAGAGAAGCACCUGAUGAACACGCCUGACCUUCACCUGACCUGAUCCAGCUGCAGCAAACUUACCACAUUCUCCUCUGACAGUCACCAUCAUAUCAUCAUCACAGGAGCGACACGUGUGGUCUCCUCAGAUUGCGGCAUGGACCCUGAAGAUGCCCACUGGGGGGGUGUGUUUGGGGCUCAGUGCUCUAACCCAGCCAUGAGCAUCAUCGGGGCCGAAGAUGAGGAUUUCGAGAACGAUCUGAAUGAUACACCGGAGGACCAGGAUUUACGCUUUAACAGCAUAGAGCAGUUGAAGGAUCGGCCGACACACCUGCUGGUCUUUAUGCAACAUGUGUUUCUACAGUUUGACCCUGCUCCCAUGCUCUGUUACCUCCAUGCCGAAAUCUUCAGGACCCUCAGUGCCAAAGAGACCAAGAAGCAAUUUGUGGAGUUCUACAACACCUUCUUGGACAAGGGUGCAGUUCUUAGAGUGUCAGUGCCAUUUAAUGUAACCAGUGAAUUGGACCGAACUCGACCAGAUCUGCUCUCCGAGGAAACCCAAAAACGCUUCGCUCAGGAUGUUCAGAGCGCGCAGGCGGCUGAGGUGGCCAAACAGCUGGAAGACUUCAGGCAGAAGAGGAUGAUGGGUAUGACCCCCAACGAGGCCGAGCUGCUCGAUGUGGAUAACCACUAUCCCACCGACCGCGUCCCGAUGGAGAUGAAGGAGAAGUCUGUGGCCGAGAACCUUCUGGACAAGAUGUCAGAGACACAACCAACAAUCGUCUCGGACGAAGAAAAAUGCCAAUCCAUCUUCUCAGCGGUCGCCUACUACAUGAAGCACCUGGGGGUUAAAAACAGAGCCGCCGACAGUAAGAAGUCCAGAGGAGGCUUCUUCAGGAGGCAGCUGGUGAAGAAUAAGAAGGAUGAGUCCACAAAGGGCAAGCCGAGGGGGGUGUUUCCUGGCAUCCCCAGCUGGAUUGCAGGCAACACUGAGGUCAAACCUAAAAUGGAGGCUGAAGCUGAAAAGGAUAAAGUGAAUCAGGAGCGUAAGGGUCCAGCUCCCGGCAGAUGCUCCGUGACCGAAGUCCCAGUCCUCUCCCUCCCCAGCAGGAAGUCGGGCUCCAGUGGAAGCACUGCGUCCGUACCUGGGCUCGAAGUCGGUGACGGCUCAGGCGGCAGCAUCAGCACCGCCAACAGCCCAGAUUCUUCUCACACUGAUGGCCUCUCAAGUAAUCGCUUAGAGCCUCCGACUCUGUUGUGUCCCCCUACGGGAUCGGAUCUGUCCCCCGUCGGACUCGGGGGUGGGUUGACCAUUGGGGAGCCUGUCUCCCCCAGCGACACUCCCACAGAGGAGAAUCUGGAGAAAGACAGUAGGAAAGUGACUCGUAGCGAGAGCGCUCGCGUGGACCGGCACUCAUCCCGUCGCCGUGGCUCUUCCCGGGCCAAACAGUCCCGCUCCCGUAGUGAUGUGGACCUCCAGCCGCCUUCCUCCGCAACAUCACCUGCUCCGCUCACUCCCCACCACCAUCCUUUCGAAGGACCACUUUUACUUCCUGAAGGGCCUGGCCACUCCCCAACCAGCCCCACCCCGCAGCUGGAGGAGGUGGAGCCGCGCCUCCUGGAAUUUGAGCACGACCCUACCAACUGGAGGGAGCUGGCCUCCUCCGAGGGUCUGUCCCGCCUUAGCAAGAAGGAGACCAAGAGGCAGGAGGUCAUCAACGAGUUGUUUGCGACGGAGCACGCCCAUGUGCGGAUGCUAAGCGUUCUUCAGAUGGUUUUCUCGAAGCCUCUGGAGAGAGAGGAGCUCCUGAGCUCCACUGAGCUGGCCACCAUCUUCCCCAACUUGGACGAGAUCAUUGAAAUGCACUAUAACUUCUAUGAGAGCCUGAAAAAACUGCGUUUGGACGACAACUUCAUAAUCAAAUCCAUCAGCACUACAGUGCUCAACAGGUUUGGUGGUACAGAGGGGGAGUGGUUCCAGAAGUUGACAUCUCGGUUCUGCAGUCACCAGUCGUGGGCCUUGGACCAGAUCAAGAGCAGGCAGAAAAAAGAGACGCGCUUCAACUCCUUCAUACAGGAGGCAGAGAGUAAGCCUCAGUGCCGCAGGCUUCAACUCAAGGACAUCAUUCCUAUAGAGAUGCAGAGACUGACCAAGUAUCCAUUGCUUCUGGAGAAUAUUGCCAAGAACACAGAGGACCUGACGGAGAAGGAGAGGAUCCAGCAGAGCGCAGAGUGCUGCAGAAAGAUCCUCAACCAUGUCAAUGAGGAGGUCAAAGUGAUGGAGAACCUAUUUGCUUUGAAGGACUAUCAGCGUAGAUUGGACACGUCAGGGCUCAAACCAAGUAACGAGCUUUACACAGAAUAUAAGAACAUCGACCUGACUCAGAAGAAGAUGCUUUAUGAGGGUCCUCUGACCUGGAAAGUCACAAAAGAGAAGGGAAUUGAGGUGCAGUGUGUGUUGCUCGGCGACCUGCUGGUGCUCCUCCAGAGGCAGGACGACAAGAUGGUCCUCAAGUGCCAGAGCAAGAGCAACAUCGCCGUGCAGGAGGGCAAGCAGAUGCUGAGCCCCAUCAUCAAGCUCGACUCAGUCUUUCUCCGUGAGGUGGCCACAGAUCGAAAGGCCUUCUACGUGAUAUUUACCUGGGAAAGCGGUGCUCAGAUCUAUGAACUGGUGGCUCAGUCUGUCGGAGAGAUGAGGACCUGGACCGAUGUGAUAAAGACAGCAGUGGAUGAUCUGAAGAAGAGCGGAGCACCCAUGAGGUUGAAUCUGCCCCUGGGAAGUGGAGGAGCUCCUUUCAGUCCCUCCACGCUGACUGCCCCUCUGAGCCCGACGGAGAAUGGAGGUUUGAAAAGCAGCAGUGAUCGAGAUAAGGACAGCCUGACGGAUGACAAGUCCUCAGACCCCAGGCACAGGCUGAUUGAUUUCCUGUCAGACGAAGGCUUUGACCUGAUAGGCCACUCCAACAGUGAUCAGGAGAAGGUUGCCAACAGUGCUUUGGAUGAAGUCAUGUCGCUGAAAAGGCUUCUGGUCGGCAGCAUCAGUCUGUCAGAGGACUCGCAGCCUGAGGAGGAAAGCGGAGAGGAGCCUUCGCCCAGUCCAGAAGUGGAGAGCUGUCAAUCAACAGAAAAAAACCAGACGACAGAGAGAGGAGCGGAAGAGGAGAACGGUGAGAAUUCUGAAAGAGAAAAUGCGGAGACGAAAGGAGAGGACGAGAGGAGCAUAAGCGCGCCACUGGUGUUGUCCCAGGAGAGGAUGGAGGAAGUGUGCAGGAGGCUCCACAGUGUGGAGGAACAUCUAAAGAGAUUACAGACUGUUGAGGAGCAACACGACCGCUUGCAGGAGGCUCUUUCCAGGUUCUCGCUUGAGGGAGGUAACUUCUAGCGAGACACCAUCACGCCACCUGCUGGCCACUAGAUUUUUACUGGUGCUGGUUUGGAGUGCAAGAGUGACUUUCAAAGGCUUCCCUGGAAAUUCCAAAACUUCCAGAAGUCAUGCCUGGACCCACGCUGCCUUAUUUGUUUGUGUCCCAGCUGUUUACGGCCGAGCGGGAAGUUUUCUGCCUGACGAGAGGGGGAGGGGGGGGGGCUCCGUGCUCUGUGCAUUGGAUCAAUGGCAGAACACGGGAGGUGUGUGCAUGUGUGUCUGUGUGUCUGUGUGUUUGCGUGCAUGCUUGGUAGAGAGGUAUACAAAGAGAAAAAAGAAGAAAAAAAAGACGUCCUACUUUUGAGUGGGAAGCUGCAUUUGCAGAGAGGGGUGCCAAAACAGAAGCAAUACUUUGCCGUGAGAGAGGGACGCUCCCCGACAAAAUGUACAGAUCACAUUUUGCUGUAACACACAUACGCACACAAAAGACACACACGCUCCAAAAACAAUUCACACCGAUGCCAAAAGCAGAUGCACAGAAAACAACAUGUUUCCUUGCCAAUUUAGCUGCACCAGUUCGGAAGCCUUGCAGGGCCAAUGCAAAGUUUGAAGAUGUAUUGAAAUACUACUGCUGAUAUAUAGUGUUAUUUCUACUCUAUGCCAAAGUUACACAAAGAUGCACUUUCUCCUCUGAUCAAACCAAUUUGACACAUUUUUUUCUGCUGGUGGGCUUCGUGUAGGACGCCCCUCAUGCAUGCCAGGAUGUGUGUGUGUGUGUGUGUUAGAGUUUUUUAAUUCAGGAGGUGCUUUUUGUGGAGGGUUCUUACUGUAAUUAGGUCACAAAUGCAACCAUUUAUGAAUAGUGUCACUAUCGGUAAUCAUGCUGUUAAUAAUGGAGACUUGUUUGUAUGUAUGUAUCGCUUUUUAUUAUUUUUUUUUUAUUUAUUCUUUCUUCUGAGUCCUGUCAGGUCAGUGAGUCACCUCGCCCGGGUAGAGCUGUUACAGCACCGGGCCCAAAAGACAAAGUGUCAGAGACGAGAGGAAACAUAGGAAGGCAAACUGAGAACGUGUCACUUAAAGAUGGAGAGAAGAUGAGAAGAGGGAGAGAGAGAGUUCAGAGGUGGUUUGUUGCUUUGGUUCAUCUGAAACCAGCUUAGACGGUCAGGAGAAGACGAGUAGAAAACAUGAGAUUAGGAUUUGCACUUACUGUACUGAAGAGAAAUCUUGACUCACAUUCACGCACACACACACACACACAUUUGUAACUUCAGAUUACACAUUUUAUAACAUUACGUAAAUUUACAAACACACAACAUUCUUCCCCGGUAGCAAUAUUUGUAUCAAAAUUUUAUCCAGCAGAUGAUUGUAAUUAUGAUCAUGAUGAUAUCGUUUCGAAGCGGUGGCAGAACACAGGACCAAAGACGUGACAAAGCACCGUCGAGCCUCACACAAGCUGUAAUCUUCUUAAUGACAUGUUGGAUCUGUGUGUUAGCCCCGUCACUCCACUGGUUCUCCUCUCCCCCGACCUCAGCAGGUGAAGGGAUGUCAGAAGCACAAAGAGGAACAAAGGAUUGUCCGUCGGUUUUCCAUUCUUUAAUGUGUGUGUGUGAGAAUAAUGAGAAAUUAUGCUUUUCACUUCACGACCAAACUGAAUCUGUACAUCCCAGGGUUCUUGCUCGAGUGAAUGUCUUCACUUCAGCGUCUGUGUGUGUGUGUGUGUGUGUGUGUGUGAAGAGGAAGAGGAAACGCUGAGAGUCUGGAGGAAGGAGGACGACGACAUGUUUUAUUCCAGCUCCGUCGUCUUCUUCUUCUUUUCUGUGCUGCGAUAACUUCCUGAUUCGCAGCCUCAUCGUUGUUGCCGCCACAAAAAAUCCUCCUGUGUGACCUCCGUAUGAAAUUGUGCUGUGUGUGAUGAUGGGGCCAUUAGUCACUUGAGCAUCACAAACUGUUGUUAGAACAUUACUGCCAGCUCUCCCUGUGUCUUCCUCUUAGAAAUUGUAUAUAACUGAUAUUUUGAAGGAGAAAAAUGUAGAGAAAGUAUAAAUUAGAUGACCCCCCCCCCCCCCCCCCCCCCCAUUUUUUUCAUUAAGCUUAUUAGCGACAUACACCUCUUGAUAACACGCUCACCUCUUUUGAUAGCAUGGUCACCUAUUCCUACCGCACAGAUCUUCCAUACGAUGUGUAUUUCAUUCGAUGUACUUAAACGGGUCGGGAGGUUUUUGUUACUGUUUUUUGGGGGUUUUGUUUUCAUUGUUUUUGAAAGCAGCUUUUGUAAGUGUGUAUAUAUAUAUAUAUAUAUAUAUAUACUAUGCAUUUGGCUGUAACGGUUAGAGGGACAGGAUCUGUCUGUAACGCGUCUCUAAGUGAGCAAAUUGAACUACGAUGCAAAUGUUGUAACCGUGGCGUUUCCGCUCUGCUAUGAGUGGGACCCGUUUAAAGAGAUGAUCUCAACCAGGGAGGUUUCUUUAACCGUUAAACUGCAGGUGGAACGUCUUCGCUCUUCACCGGCCGAACGACUACUACAGGCACUUCUCGAUCUCUCUCUCUCUCUCCUCCCGAUGAUUUUCCUCAUGUAUUCGACAUACAAAUACCUAGAUGUAUAGAAAAUGUAUUUAUAGAGUGGUGCCUUGUUCUGACAAGGCACCACUUGGUUCUCAAAGGGCUCUCGAGUCCACAAACACACUCACUGUCGCUCCGGUCAACUGUCUGGACGAUGAAAGACCAAUUAGCGUUGAGGGAUCAUCCCGGGAUUCUGAUUGGUUGGCUGCAGGGUUUGGACCCUGGCCUUUACAUCACGCUGUGUUUGUGUCCGUCUCAGUUACAGCGAUGAGAUCUGAGCCCUCCAGUGUUGCCUUGUACAGAAAAAGACACUGCUUUCUGUCAUGCAGGCAUCUGCCCGCUCGCCUAUAUAUAUAUAUAUAUAUACAAUGAAUAUGCAAGAACUAUACUGUGUAUUUGGGUUUUUGAUUUUUAUUGUGCAAGAGGCUCUUUAAUGAUGUAUACUUAAGGAAAAUUGUGGUACGUUUGCUUUUUUUUAAUUCUUAAUGUUUUUAAAUAAAUUGGGGAAAUAAAAA
This is a messenger RNA of Pleuronectes platessa (European plaice), 6537 nucleotides long. RefSeq names its product Rho guanine nucleotide exchange factor (GEF) 1b (gene arhgef1). Gene Ontology annotation, molecular function: G protein-coupled receptor binding; guanyl-nucleotide exchange factor activity. The record is from RefSeq and is a predicted model, not a curated record. The transcript has 32 exons. NCBI's taxonomy places the organism in Eukaryota, Metazoa, Chordata, Actinopteri, Pleuronectiformes, Pleuronectidae. The coding region runs from base 257 to 3481 and encodes 1074 amino acids. Gene Ontology annotation, biological process: intracellular signal transduction; G protein-coupled receptor signaling pathway. Gene Ontology annotation, cellular component: cytoplasm.